Molecule: messenger RNA, 240 nt
Organism: Funneliformis caledonium
Lineage: Eukaryota; Fungi; Glomeromycota; Glomeromycetes; Glomerales; Glomeraceae
Source: the annotation of a GenBank genome assembly
AUGUUAACUUUCGAAAGAGUCGACCAAGAAUCAGAACGAAAAAACACUAGAUUAGAUGAGGCAGUAGAGAAGUUGAAGAAAUGGGAAGAGGGGAAGUAUCAAGGAAAGAAAUUAAAUGAUGGAGAACAGAAACAGACUGUUGGAAGAGAAGAAGAGGUUGGUGAAAGAUGUGAAAGAUUCGAAGAAGCAGGUAGUAAAAUUGCAGGAUGCGUUGGUGGCAUUCGGUGGAAGGGAAGGUAA